UCUACAAUACGCCCACUGAGGCUGGAGUAUGAUUGCUUCAUCCAUAUACAUGUGUUACAAGAUGCGUGCUCAAACCAUGACGCUAAACUUUCGGGGCUCAGCAAUGUCACGGUCAAGUACGACGCAGCAUUGCAUGGCUUGCUACGAGGAUCUUGCGAACCUGGAUUGAAUCCGGACACCUGGCAGUCGACGACGCCGAUAUGUCAUGCGCCGUGCAGCGUGUCUUUGGUUCAAGUCGCACCGACCCGUCACAACGGCCCUAGCUUGUCAAGCUAGUAGCAUCACUCCGACCAGAACGGCGGUCGCUCCUUUACCAUGCCUUUUCCCCUGGCAGGUUGGUGAUGCACGUUUAGCAACGUCUGAUCAUCGGCCGUGUUCAUCGACGGCUCAGAGAUCCGGGCCAACGGGCAGGCUCGCGGGUCCUGGAGGCCUCAUUGCGUCUGCAUGUCCUUCUGUGCUUGACAGCGCCGAUCCACGAUUCAGCCCGAUGUCUUGGACAAAUCGAUCGCCUUGUCCCUCUUGGGAGUCCUGGGCGAGUAACGUCAGAUGGGAGGAUCCCAGAUUGCAUUGCCUCGCUCAACUCUGAUCUACCAAACGAUCGGUACGUUGGCAGCAGACGUGAGCGCACUGCGAUGGCAAGCACGGUACUCCUGCUAUUG
Messenger RNA from Fomitopsis serialis, 659 nucleotides. RefSeq lists its product as uncharacterized. Lineage: Eukaryota; Fungi; Basidiomycota; Agaricomycetes; Polyporales; Fomitopsidaceae. The transcript has 2 exons. Bases 206 to 586 code for a protein of 126 amino acids. The record is from RefSeq and is a predicted model, not a curated record.